This is a messenger RNA of Maudiozyma barnettii, 1344 nucleotides long. It is a transcript of the gene PBN1, whose product is annotated as Pbn1p. Bases 1 to 1344 code for a protein of 447 amino acids. Gene Ontology annotation, biological process: GPI anchor biosynthetic process; protein processing. The record is from RefSeq and is a predicted model, not a curated record. NCBI's taxonomy places the organism in Eukaryota, Fungi, Ascomycota, Saccharomycetes, Saccharomycetales, Saccharomycetaceae. Gene Ontology annotation, cellular component: glycosylphosphatidylinositol-mannosyltransferase I complex; endoplasmic reticulum membrane. Gene Ontology annotation, molecular function: mannosyltransferase activity. The transcript has a single exon.
AUGAUUUCUGAAAGAGUUACUGUAUUGUUUAAGUCAGAGGAGUCUCUGAACGAAUGCGUGUUGCAGGAUGAGACCUCUUUGAAGCUGAUGGAAUGUAUUGAACCAUACAUUAUUCAAAGAAGAUUUGAUUUAUCCCUAGGAGAAGACGCCGAUGAAACACCAAUGCGAUUUACUUGGAAAAACGAUACUAAUUCGUUGUAUGUGAUUGGUCCUCAUUUAAACUAUGGUGCUAAUCUCUAUAUUGGUGGUGAUAAACAACUUUUGAAAUCAAUGGACAAACAAGAUAGUAUACUUACACCUACUUAUAGAUUGUAUCACCACAGGGAUGAUGUCAAGAAUUUAUUCGAUUCUUUCUCCAAAGAGCUUAAUUUGAAUGUUAAUAUAAAUGAUCUAAUAGAUUGGGAUUGGAAAAAUAAACAGUAUGAUAUAGUAAGUGUCAAUUCAACUUUACAGAUUAAUGAAUAUUCUAUAGUUAAGCCGAAUACAGCUAUUCCUAAGAUUUCAAAGGAUCAUUCUGCCACAUAUCUUACAAUUGAUAAAUUAGAAGUCGGAAUGUUUUAUGUAGAUUUAAUUGAAGCAGAAAAUAUUAACCUUACUGGAUUAAGAUGUUUAUGGGAAGAAGGAGAGAAAAAUUCCAAAAUUGAAAAAUGUUUAAAGACUUCACUGUUAUACAAAUCUGCUUUUGCACCAGUGAAAACUAGUGUAUCUAAUAGUAUUAAAGUAUCAUUAGAGGAACCAAUCGGACUACAUCCAAAAUUAAUCAUAGAUCUGUCUAAUACUACACAUCAAACUAAAUAUGACCAGUGUGAAUACUACCUAUUUUCUCAGUUACCUUUAGAACUAUUUGUCGAUAAAUUCCAAUCAGAACCCGUCUUUAUAUUUGGUGAACAUAACUUGGAAUCCCCUGACUACAAACUAUUAAAUAAUUCAUGGGGUUCAGAGACACUCUUUGGUUUGAAGAGUGAUGAAAUUAACGAAAUUACAUUCCAUUCUAGAUACAUAUCCCCAGAGGAUGGAAGGCCUGGUUUGAGAGAAGUCAGCUUCACACCUGAAAUUAUAAUUGCAUGUGAUACUGGAUCAGAUUCGAUUGAUACAAACCCUUUUUAUGCUAAAGGAAUGGGAUAUGAAUCGUACUUUACUAAAGAUACUGUCUUUUAUCCAUUGAAAUUUGAAUCAUUAGUUGUCCCAAUACCCUAUCCAAGUUUUGACAACUACAAACACGUUGAAUUAUUGACUUCAUCAGUUAUAAUUGUAUCUAUAAUAUAUUUGUUAUACAAACUUUUUGGUCCGGUGACAUCAAUUACAAAACCAAAACCUAUGAAUAAGCAAAAGAAGGAUAAUUAA